Messenger RNA from Anopheles nili, 1749 nucleotides. RefSeq names its product NADPH-dependent diflavin oxidoreductase 1. The transcript is spliced from 3 exons. Gene Ontology annotation, cellular component: cytosol. Gene Ontology annotation, molecular function: FMN binding; NADPH-hemoprotein reductase activity; flavin adenine dinucleotide binding. Bases 1 to 1749 code for a protein of 582 amino acids. Lineage: Eukaryota; Metazoa; Arthropoda; Insecta; Diptera; Culicidae. The record is from RefSeq and is a predicted model, not a curated record.
AUGUUGGAUCGCAAACUAACAAUUCUGUACGGGAGUCAGUCGGGAACGGCGCAAGAUUUGGCAGAGCAGAUAUGGCGCGAAUCGAAGAUGUACCACUUCCGAGGGCAUGUAUUGCCGAUGGACGAAUACGACGUAUCUCAGCUGAUCAGUGAACGGGCCGUAGUGUGUGUAUGCUCCACUUACGGCCAGGGCGAAGAGCCAGACAACAUGAAACGGUUCUGGAAGUUUCUGUUAAGAAAAAGUUUACCUAGUGAUUCUCUGGGUCAAGUGCACUUUGCCGUACUAGGUCUCGGGGAUUCUCGCUAUCCGAAGUUUAAUUUUGUAGCCAAAAAGCUGCAUAAACGGCUGCAGCAGCUCGGUGGUACGCCGCUUAUAUCGAUAGGCCUGUGCGAUGAUCAACACGAUCUGGGUUAUGGAGCCGUGUUUUUGCCUUGGGUCAACCAGCUGUGGGAACAGUUGGCCAAAGUAGCGCCACUGCCAGCCGGGCAACAUAAGCUACUCGAAAGUCCCCGAGAGUAUCGCUGGAAGGUGAAUAUCGUAAAUACGGAUCAACGUGACGCGGACGACAUAGAUUUGUACGCCAACGUUCAAAUGCCGAACGGGUUUCAGACGAUAGUUCUGGAGAACCGACGUACGACGGCUGUCGAUCAUUUCCAAGACGUUCGAAUGAUAACGUUCGAAAAAAAGUGCAUCCCAUGGAGUUCGGGUGAUGUGCUCUACGUAAGGCCGUACAAUUCCGCCGAAAAUGUUAACGAAUUGUUCGAUAUAUUCCAUCAACUCGAGUUGGUGCUCGACAAGGAUACGAUUAUCGAACUGAAAGCAAUCGAUUCUGAAAUGCCUGUUCCGUCUAUUCUAAACAAACCAUUACCGUUGAUUGCUAUUGCCGAGCAAUUCUGGGACCUAACGGCUAUUCCCCGUGCCAGAGCUUUUGCUGUGCUAGCUAAAACUUGUCCCAAUGAGUUGGAACGAGAAAAGUUGAUCGAAUUCAGCCAGUUUGAAGGGCAAGAAGAGCUCUUUGCGUAUGCUAAUCGUCCUAGAAGAACGAUACUAGAAGUACUGCAGGAUUUUCCCCAUGCUGCGAAAAACCUCACUCCAGAAGCGCUGUUCGAGUUGUUCCAGCCAAUUAAACCGAGAGCAUUUUCGAUCGCUUCGGCCGUUGAGAGUGGGAAAUUGCAAAUUCUUGUUGCUGUAAUAGAGUACAAGACGAAGCUUAGCGUACCACGGCGCGGUUUGUGUUCCCAUUGGUUGAAAAAGCUGACCCCAGGAGAAAUGGUACACGCUUGGGUGCGAAAAAGUACAUUCCAGCUUCCUUUGGAUAACAAAAUACCGCUCGUCAUGAUUGGUCCGGGAACAGGAUUGGCUCCGUUUCGUGGUAUUCUUCAAGAAAGGGAGCUCUCUGAAACACCAAACUCUGCACCGCUGGUUCUGUUCUUUGGGUGCCGUAGUUCCACUGCAGAUUUCCAUUGCGAAGAGGACCUCAAACGUAUGGAGCAGAGUGGCAUGUUGCAAUUGUUCUGUGCUUUUUCCCGUGACCAACCUGACAAAGUUUACGUGCAACAUCUAAUCCGGAAGGAAGAUAUGUUGUUGAAGAAGCUCUUAGUGGAUAACGGUGGGUAUGUGCUGAUUUCGGGCAGUUCAAAAAAUAUGCCUCAGGCUGUAAAGGAAGCUUUGAUAGAAGCUAUCGGAGAUGCGCAGUACAUUGAAGAGAUGAUUAAAUUAAAUCGGUACCAAGAAGAAACUUGGGCAUGA